Penicilliopsis zonata CBS 506.65 is the source of this 654-nucleotide messenger RNA. RefSeq lists its product as hypothetical. The record is from RefSeq and is a predicted model, not a curated record. The transcript has 2 exons. The annotation marks the transcript as partial. Lineage: Eukaryota; Fungi; Ascomycota; Eurotiomycetes; Eurotiales; Aspergillaceae.
CGCAAAGAAGAGCGCCUCGUCCGCGGCAGCUGGACAGACCGUUCCUCCUAUAUGUCGGGCGAGAACCGUCCGUACAGUAUCCCGCGCAUGGACAAGCGAGCAAUCCAUGACGAUGAGUCGCCGUCUGUCGCCAACGAGGGCGCCUUGUCGAUGAUAUUCCGACUCUCCGUCUUCGUCCCCAUCAUCUCACUAUUCGCCGCCCUCUACACAAUAUUUGCCCUCAUCCUCGCCAUCCUUAUCUUCCCCCUUCGCCUCUGCUCAUGGACGCCCUUCUCCCCACCAUCGUCAUCAUCAUCAUCACCAUCUCUCACCGCGCAGCUCUGCGAGUUGCUAGCCCCAGCCUUGCAUACCCACGAACGAGUCGUCUAUGCACGGAAACCGGGGCGUUCCACACCCUCCACCCAAACCGUUUACCGCCGCCACUCCUGCACAUCCACCUCGCUUGGGGACCUGUCCCCGGGCGGCCUGCUGCUCGUCCUGCUUCUCUCCGCCUUUCUCUGCAUUCCCUUGGUCCUCGCCACCUGGACCACAGCUUGCUUUUGGGUGUUUGCCGCCGUCCUCGGAAACCCGGACGGCACCGAGCGUCGCGACGAUGGCCAGACCGCCGUUCUCGGCGUGGGUAAAUGGUGGCAGCGAUGGCUGAGCAAAGCUCGA